Molecule: messenger RNA, 2418 nt
Organism: Drosophila ficusphila
Lineage: Eukaryota; Metazoa; Arthropoda; Insecta; Diptera; Drosophilidae
Product: nose resistant to fluoxetine protein 6
Exons: 6
Coding region: 87-2321 (744 amino acids)
Molecular function (GO): acyltransferase activity, transferring groups other than amino-acyl groups
Source: RefSeq, a predicted model, not a curated record
CGCCCACUCACUCGAUAACCCCACCCUCAGGUGGUCGCGACGCGUUCUCCAUUCCACUGUGCAAUCGAGAUCCUCGAACCAGGAUCAUGAAUGACCUGCUCCGCCUGGUGGCGGCAGUCGUGCUGCUGAUCGCGACCGUCGGUGCCCAGGACUCCGCCGCCAGUUACCUCCUUUCCGGCCACUCCACGCCCAUGGCCGGCAGUCUGGCCCACCAGUUCUUCAACCUGGCCAGCCAGAAGGCCCAGCUCGAGAACCAGACCCUCACCCGGGAGAUCCGCAUCGGCGGCAGUCGGGAGUACGACGACGAACGCUGCGACCGGGACAUCAAUCGCAUCCGGGACGCCAUCGACAACAUGGAGGAGUGGGCUCUGGAAUUUCCGGACACCUGGGGUCGCCUGCCCAUGGGUCUCUUCUGGGGCCACACGAUCAGCAUGGGCCAGUACGAGGAGUGUGUGGCGGCCAGGACCACCUACGGCGACGAGAUCCGCGGACAGUACUGCCUGGCCAGCCUGAACAUCACCACGUACUACCAGUCGGUGAAGAAGCGCGGCGAGGAGUUCAGCCGCAUCAGCUACAAGCAGACGGAUCCCCAGGUCUUCGAGCUCGGCAUCUGCGUUCCCAGCACCUGCAGUGCCCAGAAGACCGACAAGCUGCUGAAGUAUGUCAUCACCUCGUUCUACGGCACCGAUGUGACCGACUUGGACCUGGAGAUGGUCACGGAGAAGCGCUGCAAGUACGAUGCACCCAUCGAGUUGCGCGGCAUCGACAUCUUUGCCAUCAUCUUCUUCUCGCUGAUUAUUUUCUUUAUGGUGGCCAGCAGUGUCUACGAUUACAUUCAGACCCGCAAGGGAGCCCCCAAGAAACCGCUUUUGCUGGCCUUCUCCGUGCUGACCAACGCGCCCAAGAUCUUCACCGUGAAGAAGGUGAACAAUCCGAAUGUGAUCCACUGCCUGAACGGGCUGCGCUGCUUCAGCAUGAUGUGGGUGGUCUUCGGCCACGGCUACAUGACCUUCUACGACCUGCCGCACAUCAACAGGAACGCGUUCUACACCUGGGUGGAGACCCCCUACUCGAUGCUCGUCCAGAACGGCUCCCUCUGCGUGGACACGUUCUUCUUCAUGUCCGGACUGCUGAUGUGCUGGGGCGCCUUCCGCGAAAUGGAGCGCACCAAGGGCAGGCUGAACAUCCCCAUGAUGUACUUCCACCGCUACAUCCGGCUCACCCCCGUGGUGGCCGUGGUCGUUCUGUACAUCAUGUCGCUCUACAAGUACUCGGGCGCGGGUCCCAUGUGGUUCAAGCUGGGCACCCAGGACCAGCGGUGCGCCGACACCUGGUGGGCCACCCUCAUCUACGUGCAGAACUACGCCUUCCCCUACAGCAUUUGCAUUUCGCAAUCGUGGUACUUGGCCGUGGACACGCAGCUGUACUUCCUCUCCCCGAUCUUCCUGAUCCCGCUGUGGAAGUGGGGCAAGAAGGCCUUGGUGCCCAUCGUGAUCUUCCUGAUCAUCUGCCUGGGCGGAACCUUCGCCACCUUCAUGCUGAACGACUUCACCCUGUUCCGAGUGCAGGACGACCACGUGGAUCUGCGCCAGCGGCUGACCUACUAUCCGACGCACACGCGCAUUCCCACCUGGCUGAUUGGCGUGAUCUUCGGCUACUUCCUGUUCACCAGGAACCGCGGUCGCCAGAUCCCGAUGGGCAAGCCGCUGGUGCUCACCGGCUGGUUCGUCGCCUUCGGAACGAUGCUGGCCUGCAUGUGGGGACCCUACUGGCGCAUCCUGCCCGACACUCCCGACUCCCCCUUGAUCGAAGGAGCCUUCUUCGAGCCGCUGAGCAGGACUGCCUGGGCCUUGGCCAUCGGCUGGAUCGUUUGGGCCUGCUACAAUGGCCAUGGUGGCCUGGUCAACGACUUCCUCUCCUGGAGCUUCUUCACAGGAUUCAGUAGGCUGUGCUACUGCAUGUACGUCAUCCAUCGCAUUGUCCAGCUGGUCAAUGCCGCUCGUCUCCAGACGGACACCCACUUCUCCAAUUACGAUGCGAUCCUCCGCUGGUGGCACGACUUCGGCAUCACCCUGACCGCCUCCAUCUUCGCCACCUUGGCCUUUGAGGCGCCCAUUUUGGGCAUUGAGAAGGCCAUUUUCGGCAAGCCGGCGCCCAAGAAGCCAACUCCCGGUGAGCUGGCCAAAACUGCACCCACUCCAGCUGCUGCUGCCGCUGCUCCUGCUGCUGUGGCGGAACCGGAAACCAAGCUGGUGGAGGAGAGCCAGGCGGAGAUCACGCCCGCUGCCGGCAGCAGCGAUGAGAAUCCAUCCAAGGCCUAAAUUCCACCACUGCCACCAAGCGUUUUUUUUUUUGUCCCCACGAACCAAUUUUUUGUGUGUAGUUAGUUAUAUUUAUUAAAAACUUUAAAACAAUCAA